This is a messenger RNA of Rubroshorea leprosula, 2703 nucleotides long. Lineage: Eukaryota; Viridiplantae; Streptophyta; Magnoliopsida; Malvales; Dipterocarpaceae. The record is from the annotation of a GenBank genome assembly.
CCUUGUAUUCCUUUAAAUUCUGUCUAUUGGUAUCAUUUGGUAUCAGAGCAAGUUCUUGGCAUCAUGGAAGCUCACUUACAAGAACAGAAGAAACUGAUUGAUGAUGUUGUUAAAACAGCUAUGGCUGAGAUGGGUGGACAUUAUGAACAACUACUUAAGGCCAUGGAGGAUAAGUAUGAAAACCAAGUGUCAAAUUUGAGAACUCGAAUAAUUGAUGGUACUCUUGAUGAACAUAAAGCUCAUUUGGCUUCAAUAAAUCUUGAGGGAAAGGCUAUCAAAUGGCAUCAAUCUUUUUUAGAGAUUAAGGGAGAGCAAGUGCUUUCAAAUUGGGAGGAAUAUGUUGAGGGCCUUAAGGCUAGAUUUGAUGAUAAGGCUUAUGAGGAUCCCAUGUCUAAUUUGAUCUCACUUAAGCAAACUGGGACAGUGGAAGAAUUCCAGGAGCAAUUUGAUACUCUUUUCCCUCAAACUGGAAUAAAUGAAAAACAAGCAUUAUUUUCCAUUGAAGUUGUUGAGGAUGAUGAAGGAAAAGAAGGGGAAGUCUUUAAGGAAGCCAUAGAAGAACUUCCAGAUGACUCCAAUCCACACAUGUUUGUUCAUGCAUUAUCUAGAGGUAGCAAUGGAGCUUAUCGUACAAUGAGGGUGUCUUUAAAGAUGGUUGGCAGUAAAGGAAUGGUGAGAUUGCUUAAAAAAGAAGGACAGGCCAGCUCAAUUCAUUUAUAUAGUCUGAUUGUUGAGGCUAUCGAUGGACGAGGCACUUGGCAAACUGAAGAAAAUAAAGCUAAAGACGCUUCCAAGAAGGUUUCAAUCUAUCCUAAAUUGGAGAAAUUAUUAUUAGAGUAUGCUGAUCUCUUUGCAAAACCUAAAGGCCUUCCUCACCACAGAGCUCAUGAUCAUAAAAGUUGUUUAAAGGAAGGGACUGAUCCUAUUAAUCAAAGGCCAUACAGAUAUGCAAGAGUACAGAAGGAUGUCAUUGAAAAAAUGACUCAAGAAUUGCUACAAACAGAGGGGUUUCAUUGGUCAAGGGAGGCUAGUGAAGCUUUUGAAUCCCUUAAGCAUGUUGUGAUAACAACUCCAGUGUUGGUUUUGCCAGAUUUUUCCAAGGAGUUUGUAGUGAAGACCGAUGCUUCUAAUGUUGGUAUUGGUGCUAUUCUUUUACAACAAGGACAUCCAAUAGCCUUUAUCAACAAGGCUUUGUCCUUAAGACAUCAAAGUUUAUCAGUUUUUGAAAAGAAGUUGUUAGCUUUAAUUUAUGCAGUGCGUAAGUGGUCACAUUACUUGAUUGGAAGGCAUUUUAUUGUCAAAACAGAUCACCAUAGUUUGAAGUAUCUUUUAGAGCAGAGGAUUAGUACUCCUUUACAGCAAGCUUGGUUGGCUAAAUUAAUGGGCUAUGAUUUUUCAAUUAGUUAUAAAAAGGGAAAAGAAAAUGUGGUAGCUGAUGCACUUUCUCGAGUGUCCAGUAACCAGCUCAUGCAAAUGGCAGUCUCCAAGAUUCUUCCUGGUAUUUAUGAAGAGGUGAGACUUAGCUGGGAAGUUAAUCCAGUGCUUCGAGAAAUCUGUAAUAAAUUACAGCAAGGUUCUUUAAAAGAUUCUGCUUACACUUGGUCUGAGGGACAACUAAGACGAAAAGGCAGAUUAGUUGUGGGAAAGAAUGCUGCUCUUAGGAGGAAGUUGAUUCAUUUGGUGCAUGAUAGUGCAUUGGGAGGUCACUCUGGAAUUCAAGCUUCCACAAAAAGGCUUGCAUUUUUGUUUUAUUGGAAAGGCUUAGAGAAAGAUGUGAGGCAGUACAUAAGGCAAUGUGAUGUAUGCCAACGUUACAAACCAAAAAAUACUCCAACUCCAGGGCUAUUGCAACCUCUACCAAUUCCUGAAGCAAUUUGGACUCAAGUCAGUAUGGAUUUCAUUACAGGCCUUCCAAAAUCUUAUGGCAAAGAUGCUAUCUUUGUUGUUGUUGAUAGACUUACAAAAUAUGCACAUUUCAUUGCCUUACAACAUCCCUAUUCAGCUCUUACUGUUGCACAAGCUUACAUGGACAAUGAGUUGUUCAAACUCCAAGGGGUUGAACUACAAUGUUCUUCUACUUAUCAUCCUCAAACUGAUGGGCAAACAGAGGUGGUGAAUAUGUGUCUUGAAAAUUAUUUGAGGUGCAUGAAUGGUGAUCGUCCGAUAGAGUGGAGCAAGUGGUUACCUCUUGCUGAGUGGUGGCAAGAAUCUGCGCAAUCUAGGCCGUCUCACAAACUUGCUGCUAAAUAUUUUGGCCCAUUUCAGGUGAUUGAUAAAGUGGGUAAGGUAGCAUAUAAAUUAGCCUUGCCUGAUUCAUCUCAGAUACAUCCAGUAAUUCAUGUGUCACAGCUAAAGAAAAAGGUUGGAGUAGAAAUUCAGGUGACUACUCAAUUUCCUGUUGAUUUGCCUUUACUAGUGAUGAUAGAGCAUGUAGCUGUUUUGGGAAGAAAAAUGGUGAAACGGGGAAAUCGAGCUGCUACUAAGGUGUUAGUCUAGUGGUCUCAUGCUUACCCUAAAGAUGCUACUUGGGAGUAUCUCUAUGAUAUUCAACAACGAUUUCCAAAUUUCCAUCCUUGAGCACAAGGAUACUUUUGAGGGGAAGGAAUUGAUAUGUAGAAAAACUUAGAAGUCACGUGCAAGUGGCAUAUCAGUUACUGUUGGUUUGUGUUAGUUAAUAUGCUAGUAUAAACGUGUUUUGCAACU